Messenger RNA from Ziziphus jujuba (common jujube), 1435 nucleotides. RefSeq lists its product as uncharacterized. Gene Ontology annotation, molecular function: tRNA dihydrouridine synthase activity; flavin adenine dinucleotide binding. The record is from RefSeq and is a predicted model, not a curated record. Gene Ontology annotation, biological process: tRNA dihydrouridine synthesis. Gene Ontology annotation, cellular component: cytoplasm. The transcript is spliced from 9 exons. NCBI's taxonomy places the organism in Eukaryota, Viridiplantae, Streptophyta, Magnoliopsida, Rosales, Rhamnaceae. Bases 203 to 1270 code for a protein of 355 amino acids.
GGACAUCAUAUUCCCAAAAAAAAAAAAAAAAGGGGAAAAGGUCAGCAGAAGUUGAUUGAUUUAGGAGUGGCACAUGGGUUGGGUCAGCACGCGCCCUUGGUUACAUUGAGGGCUUCGCAGGACAAAAUUGGAGCGAGGUCAAAAUCCGGUUAAUCAUCUGGGGCUUAGAUUUUCAGCCGCCUGUCUGGACCCUCGGACCACCAUGGACUACCACAACAAGCUCGUACUCGCUCCUAUGGUUCGCGUUGGGACGCUGCCGUUUAGAUUACUAGCUGCAGAGUAUGGUGCAGACAUUACAUACGGGGAGGAGAUUAUUGAUCAUAAAAUGCUCAAAUGCGAGCGCAGAGUAAAUGAACAUAUUGGAUCCAUAGAUUUUGUGGAGAAGGGGACUGAAAGUGUUGUUUUCAGAACGUGCAAUGAAGAAAGGAAGCGUGUGGUAUUUCAGAUUGGCACCUCAGAUGCUUUAAGGGCUCUGACUGUUGCUCAGAUGGUGUGUAAUGAUGUUGCUGCAGUAGAUAUAAAUAUGGGUUGUCCCAAGUCGUUUUCUUUGAGUGGGGGAAUGGGCGCAGCACUGUUGGCUAAACCAGAUCUUAUUCAUGAUAUAUUAACAACCUUAAGAAGGAACUUGAACAUCCCAGUAACAUGUAAGAUUCGCCUAUUAAAAUCACCUCAAGAUACUGUGGAACUAUCCAGACGUAUUGAGAAAACUGGAGUCUCUGCUCUUGCUGUCCAUGGAAGAAAAGUCGCAGAUAGGCCAAGAGAUCCGGCUAAGUGGAGUGAAAUUGCUGAUGUUGUAGCAGCAUUAUCCAUUCCAGUUAUAGCAAAUGGUGAUGUCUUUGAGCAUGAUGAUUUUUACCGCAUUAAGCUUGCUACAGGUGCCUCAUCUGUGAUGGUUGCAAGAGGGGCUCUCUGGAAUGCUUCAAUUUUCUCCUCCCAGUGUAAAUUACCUUGGGAAGAUGUGAAAAGAGAAUAUGUUCGGAAGAGCAUCUUGUGGGAUAAUGAUAUUAAAAGCACAAAGCACACGCUGAAGGAAAUGAUAAUGCAUUAUUCUUGCCUUGAACUUGCAGAGGGGAAGGCCGUGAUAAAAUCGAAUUCCUUGGCAGAUUUAGCGGGGAGGAUUCUGAUGAUUUAUGCUAGAAGUCAUGCAGAAGCAUUCCUGGGCUGGAUUAAUCCAGCAAGCCGUGGAAAUUCAAAGCUUCUAUGGCUCAGGAGCUCUCCGAAUGCAGUUAAGCUGGAGGUCUCAGAGCAUUUGUUUCUUGUAGGCUUGUAGCUUAAACAUUUAGUCGGUAUAGCAUCCCAAACUUAUUUUUUUGUUGUAAUGAUUUUCACGCGUUUUUUUCAAUACAAGUGAUGGAGAAGUUAAAGGGUAUAUCAUACAUGUAAGGAUAAAACUCAAUUCAAAUUUUUUGAACAAAGUUCAUUUUUUUUAGUUUAA